CAGGAAGGAGUGCUCCGGGGCUGCGCGGCCAACGAUGUCGAGCCGCCGCCUCGGCCCCUGCAGCAGCAGCAGCCGCAGCAGCCGCCGCCGCCGCUGCUGCCGCCGAGCCGGGGGACAUGGAGCGCGGCUGCAGGGAGCGGCCGACGGCAGCAGCAGCCACGAGCGUCGCAGCGACAGCGGAGCGCAGCCCUCCCCGUGAGGCGCCGGCCGGCCGGCGGCGGCGGCGGCAGCAGCAGCAGCGGCAGCAACAGGGCGGCUGAAAGCCCGGCCGCGGCGGCGACCCUCAGUGCGGCCUCCCCUCCCGCUCCGCGCCCCCCUCGCUCUCCCCUUCCUCCGCCGCUCUUGCCCACCCCGUCGUCCGCGGCCCCGGGCGCGCGCCCGCAGCUGAGCCCCGGGGGCGGGGGCGCGUGCCGCCGGCGCGGGGGAGGGGCAGGCCGCCCGCCCGCGCGCGCCGCGCCCAGGGCUCGCGGGGACCCGGGGGGCGCGUGCCGCGGCGCGAGGCGCGGGGCGGCGCGGCGGGGCCCCUCCCCCCCAACCCCCCGCCUGCAGCCUGGCGCGCGCCGGCCGGGCCGCACCGCUGCGGGCUCGGCGCGCGCGGGCCAUGUCCGCCUUCUGCCUGGGCUUGGCCGGCCGAGCUUCAGCACCGGGCGAGCCGGACAGCGCCUGCUGCAUGGAGCUGCCCGCCGGGGCUGGGGACGCAGUCCGGAGUCCCGCCGCCGCCGCCGCCCUAGUCUCCUUCCCCGGGGGUCCCGGGGAACUGGAACUGGCCUUAGAGGAGGAGCUGGCGUUGCUGGCGGCCGAGGAGCGGCCGUCCGACCUCGGGGAGCAUCCUCAGGCGGAGCCGGAGUCUCCGGGAGAGGGGCACGGACCGCCGCCGCCUACCCAGGAUCCCGAACUGCUGUCGGUAAUCCGACAGAAGGAGAAGGAUCUAGUGUUGGCGGCCCGGCUAGGCAAGGCGCUGCUCGAGAGGAACCAGGACAUGAGCCGGCAGUACGAGCAGAUGCACAAGGAGCUGACGGACAAGCUGGAGCACCUAGAACAAGAAAAGCAUGAACUGAGAAGGCGAUUUGAGAAUCGAGAAGGGGAGUGGGAAGGACGGGUGUCUGAGCUGGAGACUGAUGUGAAGCAGCUACAGGAUGAGCUGGAGAGGCAGCAGGUCCAUCUUCGGGAAGCAGAUCGAGAAAAAACAAGAGCUGUCCAGGAACUGUCAGAACAGAACCAAAGGCUAUUGGAUCAACUCAGCAGGGCAUCUGAAGUUGAGAGACAGCUCUCCAUGCAGGUUCAUGCUCUCAGAGAAGACUUCCGUGAGAAAAAUUCUUCCACCAACCAACAUAUCAUUCGGCUGGAGAGCCUUCAGGCCGAGAUCAAGAUGCUGUCAGAUCGAAAACGGGAGCUGGAGCAUCGGCUCAGCGCCACCUUGGAGGAGAAUGACCUGCUUCAAGGGACUGUGGAGGAGCUACAGGACCGGGUGCUGAUCCUAGAAAGGCAGGGCCAUGACAAAGACCUGCAGCUGCACCAAAGCCAGCUGGAGCUCCAGGAGGUUCGGCUGUCCUACCGGCAGCUGCAGGGCAAGGUGGAGGAACUCACGGAGGAGAGGAGCCUGCAGAGCUCAGCGGCGACCAGCACGUCCCUGCUGUCAGAGAUCGAGCAGAGCAUGGAGGCUGAGGAGCUGGAGCAGGAGAGAGAGCAGCUGAGGCUGCAGCUCUGGGAAGCCUACUGCCAGGUUCGCUAUCUCUGCUCACACCUUCGAGGGAAUGACAGCGCCGAUUCAGCCGUGUCCACAGACUCCUCUAUGGAUGAGUCCUCAGAGACCUCAUCGGCCAAGGACGUGCCUGCUGGCAGCCUGCGCACUGCCCUCAAUGAUCUCAAGAGGCUGAUCCAGAGCAUUGUAGAUGGCAUGGAGCCCACGGGCACUCGGAGGAUGGAUGAUGAGUCCUUAGAAGAACAAAUAAGGCAGACCAGUGAGGACUCAAGAGCCCUGAGGGAGCUCAUGGAGGGAGAGAGGGGUAAACUGAGGCAGAGCCUAGAAGAGCUGCAGCAACUCCACAGUCAGGUGACACUGCUGAGUGUGGAGAUGACUGCACUGAAGGAAGAAAGGGACCGACUCAGAGUGACAUCUGAGGACAAGGAGCCAAAGGAACAGCUUCAGAAGGCCAUCAGGGACCGGGAUGAGGCCAUUGCAAAGAAGAACGCUGUGGAGCUGGAACUCGCCAAGUGCAAGAUGGACAUGAUGUCUCUAAACAGCCAGCUACUGGAUGCCAUUCAGCAGAAACUGAACCUCUCACAGCAGCUUGAGGCUUGGCAGGAUGACAUGCACAGGGUCAUUGACAGGCAGCUGAUGGAUACGCACCUGAAGGAACAGAGCCGGCCUGCUGCUGCCUUCCCUAGGGGCCACGGCGUAGGGCGGGGACAGGAACCCAACACCACAGACGGCAAACGGCUCUUCUCCUUCUUCAGGAAAAUUUAAGUGGAGAGGAGUCUGGCCAUGGGGGGUGGGGAGGACUAGCGGCAGUUGAAAAAGGUUCCCCCUUAGCUGGAGCCAGGCAGCUACACUGCCUGCCCACCUGCCCCAGGGCCCAGUUAGCUCCAGAGCGCUCACUCCCUAUGUCAGUGUAAGGGAGACUGAGAGGUAGGGGCCUGCCUUGUCCUCUGAAGGCUGCCCCCAACUAAGGUACAGGAAUGAAUCCUGUCCCCACUGCCCAAGCCAAGGCUCAGCCUGGGCUUCCCCAGGAUCCUGUUAGUGGGCAGGGCUCAGCCACUUCCCAUGCAGCCCACUGAUGGCCUCUGCCACUGACCCAGCUGAUCACAGCCCACCCUCACGGCUCUGCUGCCUCCUUGGAUUUUGAACAUGGGGGAGAGAUUGAGGCCUCCUGUGCAUGCCUCAGGAGGCCUGAGCCUCCACUCCUGCCCCAGUCACUGGCCUGGAGUAGGGAGGCACGGCCCCUCACCCAUGUGCAUGCACCUCUGCUGGAGCCCCUGUAUAGCAGGAGGCCCAGCCUACGGCUGCAAGGCCUAAGAACUGGGUGUACCAAGCUCUGUUGAGGCCAUCCUGUACCCCAGGGAAGGCCAUCUUCUGGCUGCCAGCACUCCUCAGCUUCCUCCAGUGCAGCCCUUACCCCUAGGGAGGCCUGGGCCAGGCAGCAUUCCCAUUAGCCCCUGUAGGCUUUAGCCUUCCAGACUUCCCCUCAUGGGAUAAGACUGGGAGGGCACUUGUCUUCCACGGCUCCCUCCCACCUCAAAUGCAACUUCUUGGCCAAGCUGAGCAAGUUCAAGCCACAAGAACAGCCUCUGAGGGGCCUGGUUCUACCACCCUAACACUGAAGGCAGCGUGGGUGCCACAGGGUGGAUGGGGUGAGGCUGCUGGGCGCCUCCAGAUACUGCCCACCAGGCCUCUACGGGACAAAGGCCUAAGCCUGCUGCUUUUGCUCCUUCUGUAGCAGCCACCCCAUCUCUUCCGAGGCCCUAGCUCAGAGGCUCUGUGGGCCUGGCCUACAGCUGCUUACCACUCACUGAGCCUCCUGCCCUCAACGGGGAAAAGCACAGCAGGGCUGAGCGGAAAGAAUGUACUUAUAGAUAUGUAUAUACCACAGUGCUGUAAUUUUGUAUGUAGCAAUUGUGUAAAUACACGUAUGGAUUUUAUAAUACACACAUAUAAAUCUAUAAAGGCAUAUUUUUAGAAAAACAGCGCACCACUGCUUCUUUUGAAAAUAGUCUGAAUAAGAAUAAAAUGAAUUUCUACAGAA
Mastomys coucha (southern multimammate mouse) is the source of this 3743-nucleotide messenger RNA. RefSeq names its product BICD family like cargo adaptor 1 (gene Bicdl1). NCBI's taxonomy places the organism in Eukaryota, Metazoa, Chordata, Mammalia, Rodentia, Muridae. Gene Ontology annotation, biological process: vesicle transport along microtubule; Golgi to secretory granule transport. The transcript has 10 exons. The record is from RefSeq and is a predicted model, not a curated record. The coding region runs from base 602 to 2467 and encodes 621 amino acids.